GAGCCAUGCCCUGUUGUAAGCGAACGGAGGUCCGGAGGGUUUGUCGGCCGAUGCCGUCGCUCCUUGCCCGACUUAAUUGUACUCCGUGCAACCGCGUCCUGUUCUUCGUGAUCGGAGUUGGACUGGGCGUGCUCUUUGUGCGCAACAAGGACGAUAAGUCGGGAGACAAGAAGAAGGACAGUGGCAAGGGCAAGAAGUAGGACCGUUAACUUUCUGCCACGGUUGGUAGUCUCAAGUUCCCCUGGCAACCCUGACAAUAGCUAAUCGAAGUUGUUAUCGAAAUCGAACCAUCUCCAACCAUCUUCAAUCAAGGACCCAAAAAAAAUUACCGGCAGCCUGGUAUUAAGCAUUCAAGACAAAUGCCAUUUGAUAAGUUUGUCCGCGGAAGAAUUGAUUCAUUAGGAAAUUUCUCAGUUGAUAAAUUUGUCAAUUGAACAUUUACCUUCGUUCAAGACGGAUUUCUUCGAUUGAUACAUUCUCUAUGCCUCUGUUGAUAGAAUUGUUAAUUGGUGCUAUACACGACAUUCGCCCUGGACUUCCCACCAUUUAACUUGGAAUGCAAACGCUCUAAUCCAUGGUCAUUAUUGGACGGGUGGCAUAAUGGUUCAGGAAAUGGAAAAUGGACAAUAAAUUAUUCAGCGAAGAAAUUAAUCUGCAUAUUAAAUUAAAACAUGUACUGCUUCUGAACAAUUUAAUAAAUUUUGUUAAUUCUAAAACUAAAUACAUAAAAAAUAAAUAAGUACUAAAAGCAA
Messenger RNA from Drosophila ficusphila, 752 nucleotides. RefSeq lists its product as uncharacterized. Bases 6 to 200 code for a protein of 64 amino acids. The record is from RefSeq and is a predicted model, not a curated record. The transcript has a single exon. Lineage: Eukaryota; Metazoa; Arthropoda; Insecta; Diptera; Drosophilidae.